AUGAUUACCACUCCUUUAUUUUCGUUUGAAAUAUUAUUAGCUUCUUAUUUUAUUAAAAUUAAUCCUACCCUAAGUUGCAAAAAAAAAGGAUUAGAAAUAAUCAGCAGGCAUAGAAUAUAUCACAGAGCAAGCACCAAGUCAAAAAAAGAUGUCACUAAUAUCUACACUAUUACUAAUUAGAUUUCAUCAGAAGAAGCUUUACUGGUUAAUUUGUAAGAGUGUUAGCUUGAAUGUAGUGGUAGUGAUCAAUUAUUUAAAUAAUACGUCACUAAGCAGAGAGUAGAGUGUAUUAUUAUGUUGAUCAAUUUAGAGAAUCUAUAGCCUGAUUUUUAAAUCUAUUUAGUUAUCGAAAUGCAAAACAGAAUUAUUUGCACAAUCAAUAUAUGUAUUUAGUUAAGUGCAAGGAAGAAGCAAUAAAUUAAUAAAUUUAUAUAAAUUUGA
This is a messenger RNA of Tetrahymena thermophila SB210, 441 nucleotides long. RefSeq lists its product as hypothetical. The record is from RefSeq and is a predicted model, not a curated record. NCBI's taxonomy places the organism in Eukaryota, Ciliophora, Oligohymenophorea, Hymenostomatida, Tetrahymenidae. The transcript is spliced from 4 exons.